UCUACAAUUGCAAUUGAGUGUACUGCGGCCAAGACACCUCAAACACGAAACGUUUCACUUUGCUUCCUUGCUUAUAUCGUCACUCGAGGUUGGCGACCACUGAAGUACCGACGAUUGAUUCAGCCUCUCACAAAUGUCUGAGGAUGAUGAUCGCGCCGCGAAGGCCGCUCGGGCAAAGGCCUUGCUCAACCGGAAGCGACAGCAGAAGAAGACUGCUGGCAGCGGCUCGUUGGCAAGUCCAUCUCCGUCAAGAUCAUUCACUCCAGCUCCCCAGGAGUCUGCACCCUCCACGGAAGACACCAAGAAUGAUGUUGCUGACCUCUUCACACCGGCAGAUUCUGACGUGAACUGGAUAGAGUCUCUGUCCAGAGUAGACGUCCCGCACUCGGUGGCUUCCGACGCUAUGCCAACAAAUCCGCGUACUUCAUCAGUUAUUUCUGGGAAGCAAGAUGAGGAGUUGCGGUCUCAGUUGACGUCCCUGCAGAAGACGGUGACCUCUGUUCAAAAUGAGAAUAGCAGCCUACGGAGUUCGUUAAGUCGCCUAGAAGCACUUGAGACAGGCACUAAGGCCCAGCUAAAGAAGCUCGACGAAGAAAGGAACGCACUUCAGCUUCAUCUUCAGCAGGAACAGCAGCGUGCUCAAGAUGCGUUGCAGGCGUGUCAGGCAGAGCUUCUGCAAUUGAAAUUGCAGGCCGACGAGCUUCGACGAAGUCAUGCAGAGGUUCAGGCUGAGAAUGCACAAAUCAGUGAACGUCACGCAGGGGAACUCGACGAUCACCGACGCAUAGCGAAUUCUCACAAGGAAGAGGCCAAGAAGCUUUCGGACCAGCUCAGCGCAGCGCGCGUUGAAAUACAGGACCUUCACUCUAAAGAGGCGGAGUCCACUAAACGUCAGAACGAGCAGGAUGAAAACCAUCAGAAGACUAUUUCCCUCCUUGUUUCAGAAAAGACAUCAUUACUGGCGUCAGUUGUUCGCCUUGAGGAGCUCGAGACCGAGACACAAGAGAAGGGUGAAUUACUCCAGGCUGAACGCAAUAAAUCACAGUCGCUCGACGAACGCGUCCAAGAACUGGAGAGCAGUUCCUCUAAGCUCAACAUGCAGCUACAAGAAGCCCUCGUACGGGAAAGAGACCUGACUGAAAAGUCCCGGGACCAAGAGAGAGAACUACAGCUUCUCAAUGCUUCUCUGGAGGAAGUGAGGUCUGCGUCUGAGCAGCGUCAACAGCGUGUUCGCGAACUCGAGGAGCAAAUCGAAAGCGACGAUCGUGCCGAACAGCUGGAGGAGUCACUCAAGAACACUCAGGAUCGCGCCGAAGAGCUUGAGUUUCAGCUCGCUAAGCUCAAGCAGACUCUCGCAAGUACAAAACACGAGAAGGAUGAGAUACAAUCUCAGCUUCAGUUGCGGACUGAUGCCGAAGCUGAGUGGAAGGCUAAGCACGCAGGUCUCGAGGAGCAACACUCUUCCCUCCAGGAGCAUAUCCACUCUGCCAACCAGGAUCGUGAUGCGUUGCUUGAAGAGCGCGCGUCACUCCAGUCUCAGGUCAACUUCAACCAAGGCGCGGUUAAGCAGCUUCAGCAAAAGCUUGGUGAGGUUGCGUCGGAGUUAUCGUCGAGCGACCGUGCCCUCCAGAAUGCUCAUGGCGACCUAAGAGCUGCCAUUCGGCGAGCUGAAGAAGCCGAAAGGACACAGAAAGAUCUGCAGACAGAGGGUACAAGGUUGAUGCAGUCUCUGGAUGAGAUGCGACCCAAGUUUGUGGAGCUUACUUCCACCAAAAUGGAGUUGAUGGAACGAAUCGACAAGCUUGAGCAUGAAAUGAAUUCACGAGAUACUUUUAUCUCCAAGCUCGAACUCGCGCUUAACGAGGCGAUGGAGCGGGAGGCCGAGGCAGCCAAGGCUCAUAAAGAGUCGGGAACGUCGCAGGAGAAGGACAAAGUCUCGCUGCAACAAGCGAUCGUUGAGCUACAGCAGGGCUAUGCCGAGCUGCAGGCUGAACUAGAGUCAUCGCAAGCGGCAGUGCUCACUUUGGAGGGGGACCGUACGCAGCUGCGGCAAAUCGAGGCACGUCAGCUAGAAAUCAUUGACCGCCUCUCCGUGGAAUCCGACCAGCAUUCGCAAGCAAUGUCCCGUUUGGAGUCGGACCUUCGGUCAUACAGGAACCUUGAAGAGGAACUUGAACGAUCCAACUACGAAAAUGAAGCUCUUCAGGCGGAGUUGAGCGCUAAAAAUGAUGAGAUAGAGCACCUCCGAACCUCUUCAUCUGACGAGGAUGCUCCUCGUUCACUGGAUGACGAGAUGCUUGGUGCACUCAGAGUCCAACAUGCUAUGGAUCUUUCCAAUGCCCACUCCCAAAUUCGUGCCUUGGAGACCACCGUCUUCGAAGCUCAGGCGAAAUCUCAUAAUCUGCAGAAGCAAAUCAACAUUUUAGAAGACCAGCUCGCACAACAGCGCUCCACGUCCAGAGCAACCUCUAGAGCGUUUUCUCCUGGAUUGCCGGGCAGACCCUCCAGUCGUAACCUUAAUAAUACGGAUCUACGACGUGGGUCUUUCACCCACAAACCAAGUAAUCUUGCCCCGCCAUCCCCACGGACUGUUUUCGACGUCGGACUCUCAGCCGAAACUCGCCACAAGCGUCAAGUCAGCCUUGGCAUGUUAAAAGCGCGUAUUGAUAGCGAGGUGGCGGCCUCAGCUGGUGGUUAUCCUUUGUCACGACAGCUUUCUCCUGUUCCGCAAGGCAACGAAGAUGCAGAGCACAUACACCGGCGACCACAGUUCAUGGAUGAGUCUCAUAUAUUCUGGUGUCAUUCGUGUCGUGGAGAUUUAGUUAUUCUAUGAUAUCCCCCCUGUUAUUUCGUUUACAUCUUACACAUCUGGAUCACAAGUUCGACUGCCAAGUGUGCACGUGUGUUGAAGAUCGUCAUAUGCUGGCAUUCGCUGC
This is a messenger RNA of Suillus paluster, 2936 nucleotides long. RefSeq lists its product as uncharacterized. NCBI's taxonomy places the organism in Eukaryota, Fungi, Basidiomycota, Agaricomycetes, Boletales, Suillaceae. Bases 134 to 2833 code for a protein of 899 amino acids. The record is from RefSeq and is a predicted model, not a curated record. The transcript has 9 exons.